Messenger RNA from Aureobasidium musti, 1575 nucleotides. Lineage: Eukaryota; Fungi; Ascomycota; Dothideomycetes; Dothideales; Saccotheciaceae. The record is from the annotation of a GenBank genome assembly.
AUGUCUUGCAACGACGACUCCCUCAAGCUCGAUGCCGAUGCUGGCGACGUCUUGCUGUCGCCGCAUGCCGGCUAUGAAUGGACCGUGGGCGGCCAUCAAGUUGGCGCCCGGUGGGAAGAGAAAGAGCUUGGAAAGGAACGCCAUCUUGGAGGGCCGUUGCCUGUACACGGCAACGACAGCUCGCUGCGCCUGUGGUUUGCCAUCAAUCACGACAAAAACGAGCAGCUUGUCAUUUUGACAACAUCGGUCAAAAUGCGUUCCAAAUCGAAGGCACGUCCACGCAGCUUCUUCCUAGUCGUCCCCGCAGAAGACUUGCGCAUAUCUAGUGCAAUGAAUGACUUUCAACCAAUUCCUCUUGAUUCCGUGCCCGAAGCUCUAUUUGAACGGCCUGCCGACCCUGUCUCUGCGAACACGACUCGCAUCUUGCAUGUAUCGUUCGCGCUUGGUCAUAAACGCACAUGCGGAGUUGUCAUGAAUACCCGGCCUUACACGAGCGAAUUGCGCGGUACUCCACUUGCGCUGCUCGACGGCCUCAAGUCAUUGUCUGAAGCAAGGCAGUUUGAUCUGUAUCUGAAAUUCAGCUCCUACGCUCAAGUUGGACUUCAGCGCCUCUUUAGAUCAAUGCAACAGAACGUAGCCUUCUUUACGCCUCAUGUCAACUUGAGAAACAUGUAUGGGAGCGGAUGGGAUGGUGCUUUUGAUCUGUGGGAGGCUCAAGGGUGGCACAACGGUCAAGAGGUCCCAUCAAGGAAGAGAAAAGCAUGCUCCCCUCUCCCAGAGGAAGAACAGAUCAAGGCUCCACCAGCGUAUGAUCACCGCUCUGCGCCUCCCGUAUAUGCGGAUUUCCAGGUACCACGCACUCCCAACGCAAAGCCAACACAACCAGAUCCAUUCCCUCAGUCCGGCGCCUGUAAUUCUUCUUGCCAUGUUAUCACACCCGGUAGUGUCGUCUGCAAUAGCAUCGCGUCCGGCAUACCCAGUACCCCUUAUUCCCCCUACAAGGUCGUCAUCUCCGACACGACGCCAGAGAAACCAAUCUCCGCUCCCACAACGCACUUGCCAUUGCCAACUUUAUAUCCUGCAAUCGAUCCAUCAUCACUACCUCAGCUCUUCGAUCGUGAGAUGGGCAUGUGGCUCCUCACAGCCUGGAACCUUGUCCCAAACAUACAUUUCACGCUUAUUCACGAACUACUAGCUGUAGCCGCUGCCGUCAAUAAGCAAGAUGUAUCUGGCUAUCGCGCUGCACGCAUGGUGUGUGCAAAGAAACUAGCCAGUUGUGUGGCCGAUCAGACGCAACAAACCGAAUCAAGCAACGUAGACGAUGAGACACGACCGAAGAAGUUGCGAACGCAGAUUCUGGCUUCCGAGCCCGAUAGCUGCAUUUCUUGGUUGUUUAUGCUGCGUCCCGAAGGUGAUUUGGGGUUUAUGGAGUUACUUGGGAAGUUGGAGGCUAGGAAGAGGGUUGCUCUUUCUGUUUCUGAUAAUGCUGGUGCGCUCAGGGAUGUAAUGGUCAUCAGAGCUGCGAUCAUCUUGCAAGCUUUGUGUAUGGAAGGUACACGGCUCUGCAGAGUUUGA